AUGUCUACAAACACCCCCAUCGACUUCGCCAACAUCGCUCGGCCCACUCGGUCGGUCCAGCCCAACUGCCUGACCUACAACGACGACCACGGCGUCCAGCACCGCAUCUACCUACCACAAGGUUCGUCGGAGCGGGCAUCCCAGCUCCUCAUGGAGAAGAACUGGGAUGAACUGGCCAAAUAUGAGCCGUACAGUUACAAGGAAUCGGACUACAAGACGAUCGAGGAGACCCAGUAG
Sporothrix schenckii 1099-18 is the source of this 237-nucleotide messenger RNA. RefSeq lists its product as uncharacterized. The record is from RefSeq and is a predicted model, not a curated record. The transcript is spliced from 2 exons. Bases 1 to 237 code for a protein of 78 amino acids. Lineage: Eukaryota; Fungi; Ascomycota; Sordariomycetes; Ophiostomatales; Ophiostomataceae.